AUGCUCGCUUCUGACCCCCGUGCUGAAGUCGAAGACAUUGACGACGACGACGACGACGACGCGGCCCCGCAAUUGGUUCCCCUUGCACCCUCCAGCUUGGGUGAUGACCGCGGAGCAGGAGCUUCGGUUGAAGGGGAGGCCACCGGGAUCGACGCAAUCCAGGCCAACCGCAAUGGUCAGAGGCCUCCGGCUGACAAUGAGCCCGUCCCCGUGACGCUGGUGACAGGCUGGCUUGGGGCGGGGAAGACCACAUUGGUGAACUACAUCUUGACAAGCAAAGAGGUGUCGCGAGUCGCCGUCAUUGUCAAUGAGUUUGGAGACAGUGCGAGCAUUGAACACGCCUUGCUUCAAGGGCCAGAGGUGGGUUCAUCGAUUGCGUCGGCGUCCAUUGCGGCUGGAGCAUUGUCAAGCAGUUGUCCCCAUGAACAAAGUGUCCCACCGCACAUCAGAGCAACAAUCCACAGUACAGGGCUUCCCGAGAUCGCAAGCAUAGGCUCAACGGUUUUCAGUGUUGUUUGCAGCAUGAGACUACAGCAUUGGUGUAUUCCUGUAUGGAGGGGGCAUUUGAAGGGGUUCCGCUAUUCAGCCUUGGGCUGA
Messenger RNA from Ostreobium quekettii, 597 nucleotides. The record is from the annotation of a GenBank genome assembly. NCBI's taxonomy places the organism in Eukaryota, Viridiplantae, Chlorophyta, Ulvophyceae, Bryopsidales, Ostreobiaceae.